AAUCGAUAUUCGCUGCCAUUCGUUUUUGUGCCGGUGGAGAACGAUGGAGAUAUUUUCAAAGGAACGAAAGAGCAGAUUUUGUCAUCCGGCAGCUUUUUGCAAAUCCCUUGGCUGGCUGGUAAUGCGAGGGACGAGGGAUCAUUAAUCGUCGGAGAUUCUCUCUCCAGUCAAAGUGCCAUGGAUUAUUUGAGCCUAAAUUGGCAGGAUCUGUGCCCUGGGGUCAUGGAUUUGAGUGGAAUUACCGACUCCGCAGAAGUGACGAGACUUUGCGAAGAAAUCGCUUUCCAUUACAUGGGGAAUGAGCAGAUAUCGUUCGACAAUUACUACAAUUACUUGCAGGUUUCCGAACUC
Molecule: messenger RNA, 351 nt
Organism: Notodromas monacha
Lineage: Eukaryota; Metazoa; Arthropoda; Ostracoda; Podocopida; Cyprididae
Source: the annotation of a GenBank genome assembly